Messenger RNA from Fulmarus glacialis (Northern fulmar), 633 nucleotides. RefSeq names its product troponin C type 1 (slow) (gene TNNC1). Gene Ontology annotation, molecular function: calcium ion binding. Gene Ontology annotation, cellular component: myosin II complex. The record is from RefSeq and is a predicted model, not a curated record. Bases 13 to 498 code for a protein of 161 amino acids. NCBI's taxonomy places the organism in Eukaryota, Metazoa, Chordata, Aves, Procellariiformes, Procellariidae. The transcript is spliced from 6 exons.
CUCUCUCCAGCCAUGGAUGACAUUUAUAAGGCAGCGGUUGAGCAGCUGACAGAAGAGCAAAAAAAUGAGUUCAAGGCUGCCUUUGACAUCUUCGUGCUGGGGGCGGAGGACGGCUGCAUCAGCACCAAGGAGCUGGGGAAGGUGAUGCGGAUGCUGGGGCAGAACCCCACCCCUGAGGAGCUGCAGGAGAUGAUAGAUGAGGUGGAUGAGGAUGGCAGCGGCACUGUAGACUUUGAUGAGUUCCUUGUUAUGAUGGUCCGGUGUAUGAAAGAUGACAGCAAAGGAAAAACUGAAGAGGAACUCUCAGAUCUCUUCAGGAUGUUUGAUAAAAAUGCCGAUGGCUACAUUGACCUCGAGGAGCUGAAGAUCAUGCUGCAGGCAACGGGAGAGACCAUCACCGAGGAUGACAUAGAAGAACUGAUGAAAGAUGGGGAUAAAAACAACGAUGGCAGGAUUGACUAUGACGAGUUCCUGGAGUUUAUGAAGGGAGUUGAGUAAAUCUGAGGCCAGAUGACAGCCCGAAUCUCCUAAACCCCUCCAGCUCCGCAUCUCAUCUCCUCGGCUAAGUACCCUGGCUACCGGCAUGAAGACUGAGCGCUGAGAAGGGUGGCCACUGGGAAAAUAAAACGCGUU